UCCACUGCACUUCUUCAAAUAAAACUAAAACUUAAUAGGAGAAUCGAAUUUCUUUUAGGCGUCCAUAGUUACCUUGUAUUUCAAUAAAGUGAAAACCCUAUUUUUGGAGCAUAACUGGGCUAGGCACAAUUUGAUAAUAAACGCAAAUAAUGCUCAAUUAUAAAAAUUAAGUAAUAAAUUGGCCCAACAUCGCUCAAUCAUACAUUUAAUUUGCAUACUUAACAGCUUUCGUCUGAGUUUGGUCUGAGCUGUAGCUAGACCCUCGAAUUGAAAUAUGCUAUUCACUUAUUCAAUUUAAACUAAUGUUUACAUUAUAAGUCCUUGUCUAGGUCUUUUCGCAGUGGCAUUAUGAGUAGGUAUGAGAUGCGAAACAAAUAGCUGCAAUAAUGUGUAAUCUCUUAUGUUUAUUUAACAUAAGAAGCAUGAAAUAUUUAACGUCAUAACUACACUGCGGAUUCUUGAUCGCUUACAUUAAAUUCUUAAUUUUAAUAUUGAGUAGCGAUUGGCAAGAACCGUGUUUUUACAUGACAUAUUUCAUAGAAUCCUGUUUCAAACAAAAUAUUUCACAAGUACAAAGCACGGACGACUCACGUUUAUUAGUAAUCAUUAUCUUAUCUAAGAGCGAUAAGCCUGUGCUAAAAAACACACCCGUGUUUCUAGUGUCGUACCGUAACCACAAGUUUUAUAAAAACUCCUUUGUAUUGUUGUUAUUACUUUUUAAAAUCUGUUUUUAAAAUUGCUAAGAUGAUUCAAAAGAAGCCCUUACUGUUCUACUUCGCCGCUAUUUUAGUUAUAUUAAGUACCAUCGCUCAAGAAGCAGAAGCGAGGAGAAAAAUUCUUAGAGGAAGACGUGUUAUGACAAGGACGUACUACCAUGGCAACGCUGUACCGGCUUGGGCGAUCAGUUUAAUGGCGGGAAUAGGAAUGCUGCUCGUUGGCGGAGUUCUAUACGUGGUGAUGCGUAAGAUAGUGCUCUCCUCUGAGACUGGCUCCCUCAACACAUACCAGCCGGCGUUACAAAACGAAGAUGUUUAAUUCGCUAGUUUAUC
This is a messenger RNA of Papilio polytes (common Mormon), 1049 nucleotides long. RefSeq lists its product as uncharacterized. The record is from RefSeq and is a predicted model, not a curated record. The transcript is spliced from 3 exons. NCBI's taxonomy places the organism in Eukaryota, Metazoa, Arthropoda, Insecta, Lepidoptera, Papilionidae. Bases 745 to 1035 code for a protein of 96 amino acids.